Messenger RNA from Aphis gossypii (cotton aphid), 3004 nucleotides. RefSeq names its product kelch-like protein 17. Bases 102 to 2030 code for a protein of 642 amino acids. Gene Ontology annotation, molecular function: protein binding. The record is from RefSeq and is a predicted model, not a curated record. NCBI's taxonomy places the organism in Eukaryota, Metazoa, Arthropoda, Insecta, Hemiptera, Aphididae. The transcript has 12 exons.
CUGCCUAUACCGAUCGUCAUACACACCCUCCUAAAAGAUUUUCGUGAAUUUUCAACCGGGGGCGCUUUUCCAGUUUAUCGCCAACGGAAUUUCCCUCGGACAUGGCCACCACAUCUUCGGGCUCGUGGCCGACGUCUUCGACUAGUCAAAAACACGAAGAGACCGGCAUCGAAGAACCACCCACUUGUGAAUCCCCGGAACCGAUGUCCUGUUACUUGCACCACGAUCCCGACCAUCCUAUGUCGUCGUUUUCCGUUAUCAACAAGAUGCGAGUCAAUAUCCAGCUCUGCGACGUUUCCCUUCGAGUCGGUGAUAGUGUAACAAAAGCUCAUAGAUUGGUGUUAGCUUCCUCUAGUCCUUAUUUUUACGCUAUGUUCAACGACGACAUGGCUGAAAAAUUACAAUCCGAAGUCGAAUUACAUGACGUAGACUUGGGUGCUCUACAACUUCUAAUCGAAUAUUCAUAUACUGGCCAAGUACACAUAACAGACGAAAAUGUUCAGGUACUUUUACCCGCCUCUUCAUUGCUCCAGAUAAACUCUGUCCGAGACGCAUGCUGUACGUUCCUGAUGAAACAGUUACACCCGACCAAUUGUCUGGGUAUCAGACAAUUUGCCGAGACGCAUUCGUGCAACGAACUGAGGACCCGGUCACACCGCUAUGCAUUGCAAAAUUUUGAAGAAGUGGUGAAAACCGAAGAAUUUCUUUUUCUAUCGUACUCCGAGGUUGAAAAUUUAGUAUCUAACGACAAAUUGAACGUUGUGUCCGAAGAGCAGGUUUUCGUGGCUGUCAUGGAUUGGAUCAAACAUAAUCCCUCCGAACGAUCGCAAUACAUCGCUCAGCUUUUGGGACACGUGCGACUAGCCCAAAUGUCAAAGAUGUUCCUGUUGAACGUAGUCGAAACGGAACCUUUGGUGCGCAGUGAGCCUAGUUGCAAGGACCUGUUGUUGGGUGCCAUGAAGUACCAUUUAUUGCCUGACCAGAGGUCCGAUUUUGCUAGUAAGCAGACAGAACAACGGAGCCCGGACGGACUGAUGCCGUACAUAUUCGCUAUUGGAGGUGGUAGCUUGUUCACUAUACACAGCGCUGGUGAAUGUUAUAACCCUAGACACGACCGUUGGCUGCCGAUCGCGCCCAUGUCAAAAUGUCGAAGUCGCGCGGGUAUCGUGUCACUGGGCAAAUUGAUCUACGCUAUCGGAGGAUACGAUGGCAUUGUGGACCUUUCUUCGGCAGAGUGUUACGACCCGAACUGUAACAAGUGGUCGGCUGUCACGUCACUAGGCACGAAAAGGAGCUGUUUGGGAAUUAGCGCUAACCACGGGUUACUGUAUGUGUGCGGCGGUUUUGAUGGUGCAUCCUGCCUGAGCAGUGUGGAACGAUACGACCCACUGACCGGCGUUUGGUCGUCAUGUCCUAGCAUGACAACCCGUCGGCGAUAUUGUCGCGUAUCCGUCGUCGACAACUGUCUGUACGCUUUGGGAGGCUUUGACUCGACCAACUACCAGUCAACAGUGGAGAGGUACGAUCCGAGAAUGAGCAAGUGGAUGACGGUGCCGGCCAUGAGUAGCAGACGUAGUAGCUGCGCCGUGGCCACGUUGGAUGAUAUGCUUUAUUGCGUGGGUGGCAAUGAUGGGACAAUGUGCAUGUCGAGCGGCGAACGGUUGAACGUCAGACGGAACGCUUGGGAGCCCAUAGCUACCAUGCAGUGUCGCAGGGCCACUCACGACAUGGUCGAACUGGACGGCGGGCUGCUGGUGCUCGGCGGCAACGACAGCAACUCGAGCCUGCACUCGACCGAGCGGUACGAUCCCCGGAUCAACAGGUGGACGAUGUCGACGCCGAUGCCGACGCGCCGGAGCUCGGUGGGCGCCGCUCUGCUGUACUGCUUCAACAUGGACGGCAAGCUGACGGCCGCCGCCGCCGCCGGGUCCGCCGUCCUGAGCGGGGGCGUCGCGAUGGUGACCGCCGCCGGUUCGGGCACGGCGUCCGUCACCAGUUCGCCGUACAAGUCCACGGCCACGUCCGUAUGAUUGCCGUGGUCGACCACCAGCGGUUGGCGGUCGAGCAACCACGACGAUUCCGAACGUUCUCACUCGUUGCCAAACUAAGACCGCAGGACCGUGUCCUGCAGGACCCGUCUUAUCUGCGACAACAGCACGCUGUACACACUGCGCGUUUGCCGAACGGUGGAAAUCUCCACGGCGCAGUCGAAUAAUCGCGCGUACCUAUCUAUAUAUAAGAUAUUUAAUUAUAAUAUAAUAUAGUUAUUAAGUAUUUUCUCGCGGACGACGACUUAGUCGGACGGCAUACCUAUUCGCAUAUUGGCCGAGUUUCAUUUAUUCUCUCUCUCUCUCUCUCUCUGUAUUUGCUUAUUGCGGAAUAUCGUCUACGACCGUGUAUACCUAUUGGCUAUUGAUAUUCUAUUGGUCUGUAUAACUACGCGGUACGGUAUCGCAGGCAUUUGGCGUUAUAAUAACACAUUUUUAACUCAAUAAAUAUGAGAUAUCUACUAUACAAAUGCAUUAAAAUGUGACGUAUAAUAUACACCUACUUACAUUAAAAAAAAAAUCUAUUUCGGACGAACAAUCAAAUUACCACUUUGUUUGGGGGACCAAAAUGCUCAUCCAAUGUAAAUUACGCAUACGAUUUUUAAACGCCGUACCUAUUAUAAAUACCUACCUUAAUGUUGAUUUUUAUUGGUUCCUAAUAAAUUUACCAUUAUUAUUAUUAUUUAAGCACAUUUGUAUAUUACACAUAUUAUAGCAGAAGAUUUAAUGCGUGUCCUUUUACAUAUAAUAUAUAUAAAUAUUUAGCUUGUCUAUAUUAUGUUUUUUUAGCAUUUUUGUUAUAAUAUAAGUUUGUACCAAUUAUUAAAAUUUUUACUGUGAUGGAUAAUAAUUAUUAAUUUGUAUAUUUAUCACCUGUACUAUUAUCACUUCAGAUUUGAGCUAUAUAUAAAUUAUACAUGUUUUUUAAUAAUAGAAUAAACCUUGUGAUAAUAGUG